AUGGCGCUUCGUCAACUAAUCCCCGGUUUCGGAGCUCUUGAACGAUCUCCUCCGUCAAUUUUGAUCGGAUCCAGCGGAACUGGAAAUGGCCGUGAAUUCGACGGAAGAGUGAUUCCGAACGUCGGGUCGAUGAAAAAUGUCAGAUUCAACAGACGAAGAGUCGGUCUCAGGGUUUAUGCGAUGAAGAUGAAUUUGAACGAGUAUAUGGUCACGCUCGAGAAGCCCCUGGGGAUUCGAUUCGCGUUAUCAGCAGAUGGCAACGUCUUCGUCCACGCCAUCAAAAAAGGGAGUAAUGCGGAGAAGGCGAGGAUCAUCAUGGUAGGAGAUACACUCAAGAAGGCUAGUGAUUCUUCUUCUGGUGCUACUCUUGUGGAAAUCAAUGACGUUGGUGAUACCCAGAAGAUGCUGGCAGAGACAAGAGGAUCCUUUAGCCUUGUUCUCGAAAGACCAUUCUCCCCGUUUCCAGUUCAGUACCUGCUUCACUUGAGCGACCUUGACCUGCUCUAUAACAGAGGACGUGUGGCCUUUGUCACCUGGAACAGAAAUCUUCUAUCAUCGAAUCUGAGUGGAAACUCUGGCUAUGCUGCUUUUUCCUCCAAAUUCUUUACCUCCCAGGGAUGGAAACUACUGACCAGACACAGCAAUUCCUUACAGUCAGGGACACAGAAGAACAUCCUUUCUCCACCUAUCACUCCACUGGUCUGUGUCUUCUCAGAGGAAGAGCCUGGAGAUGGGGAAUGGGGCUAUGGGAAUUUCCCUUUAGAGGAAUACAUCAAAGCCCUUGACCGAUCGAAAGGAGAGCUGCAUUAUAACCAUGCUCUCGGAAUGCGCUACAGUAAGAUUACAGAGCAGAUAUAUGUUGGUUCAUGUAUACAAACAGAAGAUGAUGUGGAACAUCUGUCGGACGCUGGAAUUACUGCUAUACUGAAUUUCCAAGGUGGGACUGAAGCUCAAAACUGGGGAAUAGAUUCACAAAAAAUCAAUGAGGCAUGCCAGAAUUCUGAUAUCUUAAUGAUCAACUAUCCUAUAAGGGAUGCAGAUUCCUUUGAUCUGAGGAAGAAACUCCCACUCUGUGUGGGGCUUUUACUACGGUUGCUGAAAAAGAACCAUCGAGUCUUUGUUACUUGUACCACUGGCUUUGACCGGUCGUCGGCAUGUGUGAUUGCUUAUCUGCACUGGAUGACUGAUACCUCUCUUCAUGCUGCUUUUAGUUUCGUUACAGGAUUGCACGCCUGCAGGCCUGACAGACCUGCAAUAGCUUGGGCGACAUGGGAUCUAAUUGCAAUGGUGGACGACGGCAAACAUGAUGAGACUCCAACACACGCUGUAACCUUUGUAUGGAAUGGACAUGAGGGGGAGGAUGUAUUGCUGGUCGGAGAUUUCACUGCAAACUGGAAAGAACCGAUAAAGGCAACGCAUAAGGGUGGUCCACGUUUUGAAACUGAAGUUAGGCUUUCACAGGGAAAAUACUACUACAAGUACAUAAUCAACGGUGAUUGGCGGCAUUCAACAAUUUCGCCGACGGAAAGGGAUGAUCGAGGAAAUACAAACAAUAUAAUAGUGGUUGGUGAUGUUGCUAGCGUCAGGCCUACUAUUCAACAACCAAGAAAGGAUGCAAAUAUCAUAAGAGUGAUUGAGAGAGUGUUGACAGAGAGCGAAAGGUUCAGGUUGGCAAAAGCAGCUCGGUGUAUUGCAUUCUCAGUCUGUCCAAUAAGACUAUCCCCAAAGUAG
Messenger RNA from Microthlaspi erraticum, 1731 nucleotides. Lineage: Eukaryota; Viridiplantae; Streptophyta; Magnoliopsida; Brassicales; Brassicaceae. The record is from the annotation of a GenBank genome assembly.